AGAAGAGGUAGGAUCUUUAUUCUUGCCGCCAUCUUCAUUCUUUCUCACUUACUGAGAUUCAGCCGUGGUAACUAUGAGCGAGCAUGUAAGAACAAGAUCCCAAUCCUCAGAAAGAGGAAAUGAUGAAGAGUCUUCCCAACUGACUGGACCUGCUAUUGUCCAGCAGCUCACUGAGGAAAAACGUCAAGAAGAGGAACCACCAACUGAAACCCAGGGUGUUGCACCCAGUGGGGAGAUCGAAAAUGAAGGAGCACCUGCGGUUCAAGGGCCUGAUGUUGAAGCUGUUCAACAGGACUUGGCUCUGCUUGCAGUAGAGGAUGAGCCUGGAGAUGGUCCAGAUGUCAAGGAGGGGAUUCUGCCCACUGUUGAUCCCACUAAAGUGCUGGAAGCAGGUGAAGGGCAACCAUAGAUUUAAACCAAGACAAAUGAAGACCGAAACCAAGAAUGUUGUUCUUAUGCUGGAAAGUUGACUGCUAACAUUCUCUUAAUAAAGUGUUACAUUUUUCUGCA
Saimiri boliviensis boliviensis (Bolivian squirrel monkey) is the source of this 510-nucleotide messenger RNA. The record is from RefSeq and is a predicted model, not a curated record. Lineage: Eukaryota; Metazoa; Chordata; Mammalia; Primates; Cebidae.